Ceraceosorus bombacis is the source of this 2281-nucleotide messenger RNA. Lineage: Eukaryota; Fungi; Basidiomycota; Exobasidiomycetes; Ceraceosorales; Ceraceosoraceae. The record is from the annotation of a GenBank genome assembly.
AUGUCGAAUUCAUACCCUUACCAUCGGCCUGAGCGCUAUGACGCAGGACAGCAAUAUCGCUCCCAAGCAUCAGACAGAGAAUGGCGGGUGGUAGACAACGGCAGAGCCCCAAGGCCCUCAUACGACGAUAGCACCGAAAACGAUCAUAGGAGAUCCACAGCUGGUCCCUCAUCCAGAAGAUUCGCUAAUAGUAGUAUCAAGGACGACUCUCGAGAUAGGCAAAUGUCAUCCGGAUCCCCUGGAUCGCACAAUCGGGACAGGCGCAGAUCUCCUGCAACCGACGCGCGCCGCCCCUCUGCAUCCAAUGAGCCGGAUCGCGAUCGUGCCGUGUCCAGCAGGCCAAGCACUCCAAGGGGUCCUCGCACAGAACGAGAGAGGAAGCGACAGGCGACAGAGACACCUGCCUCGAGCGAGGUCUCCAAGUCCGCGCAUGAAGCAAUGCAACAGGCAGCAUCGGAUUUCAUCGAAGCUUUAGUCGGCUUCGAGCCAACAAGGUUGGAACUUCAGGAAGUACGUCUGAAAGCUAUUUUGCGGUGUGGUGCCGGGACGCGCUGCCUGAAGCAUUGCUGAGAUUAUCCCUUCCAUUGCUCGCUCUUCACAGGCAAGAAAGAAAUUCGAUCAAAUGCAAAACUUGCGAAAUGCACGAGACAAACGGGGCGAAGAAGAGACUCCGAUCCACGCUGAGCAGUUCAAGACCGCCAAGGAACGUCUGCAAGCUGUGGACGUGAAGGUCCAGGAUGCCAAGGCGGCGAUCUUGAAAGCCCAUCAAGAGGUGCAGUAUUCCAUCAUACGCUCCACACGAAACGAGACGAAGAGGCACUUCGAUGACAUUGAGAAGAGCAUCCCCUCACCACAGCUCAUCAGGAAGACUGCUGAAGAUGUUGGUGACUCGGUUCGGAAGGAUAUUACGAGCAAGGAGGAGAUCGACAAGAUGGUCAAGAAUCAGGUUCAGAGCAUGGUCCAACUUGAACGCCGGGGUCUGACUAGCGCUUUCUUGACGAAGGAGGAAGGCCGCAUUCUGAUGAGAGAUGUCGCUGACGAAGCUCUGAAGGCCUUCGACCCACCACCACCGCCUCCGCCUCCUGUAGCCCCAGCAGCGAGUGCUACCGCCAUGUCUGCUCCCGCGACAUCAAAUGUGUCGGUGAGCGGCGCUGCCGAACCAGAGGAAGGCGAGGUGGCGCUGGAUGACUCUCCUGUACCGUCCACGAAACCUCGGACGCACAAGGACGUGCGCGCGGUCAUAGACGCUCGAUAUACUGACAUGCGACAUGAGAUGAUGGAUCAUUUCGCCGAGUUGAGCAAUAACCUGGCAGACCUUAUCAAGGUUGCCAUUGAGGAUGCUCAAGAGGAACAUCGAGCCAAGAAGCGCAAAGCAUUCGAAGCUGUUGCUGCUUCGAGUGCUCCGGAGGAUAGGCAAGACGCGCCUCUCGCCGCCGCCAAGGAACUCGUUGAUGCCGUAUUCGGUGCAUUCAGACCCGCAGAACUCGCGACGUCCGACUUUGCGGGCGAGCAAAGGGAGCAGGACACCUCGGCCGGCACAAAUGCGGCGGCGGGUACGGCAGAAUCGUCGGAUCGGAUUAUUGCCCCCUUACCCAGAGCUGCAUCAAAGUCGCAGGCCACUGGCCCUUCGUCUGCCCAGCCCGCAAGCGGGCAGGCCGCCCAAGGCGGUAGCGCGCCCUCGAACGAAGCGCUUUACAAAUCUCUCGCAGAGGAGCGAAAGCGCAACGACGAUCGAUUCAGCAACGUGAGCAGGGUGAUGACGAUGAUGCGUGACCUGCAUCGGGAGGAGCUAGAAGGCCUCAAGACGUCGAACAAGGCGCAGAAGGAUGAGAUCGAGAAGUUGCAAGCAGAGAUCGCACGUCUUGGGAAAGCUGCAUCUGCUGGGCCGACCGCGACGCUGAACGGCGCUCCAGCUGCGCCGCCGCAAGGAGAAGCGCCCGCAUUGUCGGGCACGACACCAGACGUCUCGACGCUGCGCGAUAGACUGGACGGGCUGGACAAAUCCCUGUCGCAAUGCACAGAGGAUUUGUUGGCAGUGCAAGAGACUUGCAAAUUUGUUCCGCGCUUGAAUUCCAGGUUGAACAAGCACAAGGAGAUGAUCGACAUGAUUGUGGAAAACUCGAAGAACACGAAUGCAGACUUGACCUACAUCACUGCGCUCUUUGCGGGCAUUCCGGAAGUCUCGAAUGAGGUGUUGCAGGUCGCCCCGAACGGCGCCGCUCCUGCGGCCUCGAAUGGAGCUGCGCCCCAACAGGUGCCUAGUGGUGUCGGUGGUGAUUGA